Helicoverpa armigera (cotton bollworm) is the source of this 1637-nucleotide messenger RNA. RefSeq names its product WW domain-containing oxidoreductase. The record is from RefSeq and is a predicted model, not a curated record. NCBI's taxonomy places the organism in Eukaryota, Metazoa, Arthropoda, Insecta, Lepidoptera, Noctuidae. Bases 462 to 1541 code for a protein of 359 amino acids. The transcript is spliced from 6 exons.
CUCAUCUCGGAAUGGAUUCUUCGAUAUCUGAGUGCAAAAGCCAUUUUCAUACUAGAGCAUGGCUCACUCAAGCUGUAGUUCUUUGACCUUCCCUUAAACGCUUCCUAAUCAUUAUUCAUUCAUUACCAUUUACCAUUUUGUUAAGAGCAUACUCCUUCACCCUUCUAAUACAGAGGAGGAAUGAGCCCUGAAUCAAUUACCAUGCUUGCCCAAUCAAUCAAGGCUGUAUAUCAGGGCGAGUUUCUUUUACGACGUCUUCUUUCAUCGUUAGUUAUUGUGAAAGAUGCGAUAAAAAAGGUUACUUUAGCAUGGACUAACUUGCAGCAGCUGGAACCAAACAAAAGGAACCGAAUAGUGGAGUACUUUACUCCUUGAAACAUGAGGAAUCUAGAUUUGCGGCGCGGCGUUUAGAAUCAUCUAAUAGUAUUCCAGUUACAACAUAUCAUGUGGAUAAAAAUUAUAUGACUACCGUAGUCAAAAAGGGAAGCUUGAUUGAGAAUUGUUUAGCAGUUCUUGGGAGAAGUAUUGAUUUAAUCGGGAUUCAUGGACCAACGGUUGAUGAGGUGACUAAAGAUAUUGAUCUGACUGAUAAAACAUGCCUGAUUACCGGUGCAAACAGCGGGAUCGGAUUAGAGAUGACAAAAUGUUUAAGUUCUCGAAACUGCAAUGUACUUAUGGCUUGUCGCAAUCCUUAUGCGGCAAACAUUGUCGCUAAAAAUGUUUGUGGCAGCAGCGAGCGACUGAAAUUAUACGAGAUUAAUCUGGCGUCAUUGCGGUCGGUGAAAAAGUGUUCAAACGAGAUUCUGAAAGAUCAACCGAAAAUUGAUAUAGUCAUUUUGAAUGCGGCCGUUUUUGGAUUACCAUGGACUCUUACGGAAGACUCUUUAGAAACAACAUUUCAAGUUAAUUACCUAAGUCAAUAUGUUUUACUAAUGAAUAUCGAAAAAAUUCUUGCUCCAAAUGCUCGAGUCGUACUUGUGUCUUCGGAAUCGCAUAGACACGUAAGCUGGGACUUCAACCAUCAGUUAUCACCUACUCAAGCUAUGGUGUCACUGCCUAAGCAUGAGUACACUUCCAUAAGAGCGUACAAUAUUUCGAAACUGUGUGGUAUUCAUUUCAUGCACUAUUUGAGUUACCGUUGGUUGAACUCUGGUAAGUCGGUGUUCUGCGCUCAUCCAGGAUCCUUUGUGAAGACAAGACUGUGUCGGAACUGGUGGCCAUACGAAUUGCUUUACACCACUAUGAAGCCUUUUUCUAAAUCUAUAAGUCAAGCAGCUAGUACGCCAAUCUACUGCGCCACUUCGCCCGACCUGGAUGGGCUGUCCGACGCGUACUACAAGGACUGCAAGCGCUGCGAGGAGAGCGACCUCGCACAAGACUUACACUUGUCCUUCAGAAUCUACGACUUAACGAAAGCCAUUGUUCGCAACCGCAUUGCAGCCAGUGAAGACGUCUCCAGAGUCAAGGAAUCCGUCACCUUCCCGGACCAAACUAAACAUUCCAUCGACGAGAAUACCCUGGUGGCUAACUAUACUGGCUAACUAAUAUGUGGCAAUGUGUGCUCAUUUAAAUUGUGUGCUACAUUUAGGAUCCUUUUGUUUUGUUCAUUAAAAUUAGAAUAUGUUUUCGAACAAUAA